Messenger RNA from Daphnia carinata, 754 nucleotides. Its product is annotated as tropomodulin-4-like. Bases 174 to 452 code for a protein of 92 amino acids. The record is from RefSeq and is a predicted model, not a curated record. The transcript has 4 exons. Gene Ontology annotation, cellular component: myofibril. Lineage: Eukaryota; Metazoa; Arthropoda; Branchiopoda; Diplostraca; Daphniidae. Gene Ontology annotation, molecular function: tropomyosin binding. Gene Ontology annotation, biological process: myofibril assembly; pointed-end actin filament capping.
GACCGCUGAGAUAGGAAGUUGAAAACAUUCUUCCCUCUGGAUGCGUUAAUUUAUGCAUUCAAUUCCAUGUGCGUGUGUUGAUUGCCUUCAUAGCCGCUUCAUCUUAUUGCUCAUAACUGAAAAAUCGUCAAGUGGACCAAUAGAUUCACGGGCCGUCUACCUGCAAUCUAGCCAUGACGUCUAAAACUGCCAACGAAAAAGCCCCGAGAGAUGAAGACGACAUCGAUGUUGAUGAUCUUCUUAAUCAACUGUCGGCCGAGGAGUUGGAAAUGCUAUCCAAAGAAGUAGACCCUGAUGACCAAUUCAUACCACCUGAUCAGCGAAGCAAUUAUCACUGCGAUCGGAAGGCCACUGGCAAAAUGGACAAAAAGCAUCUCAACGAUCACAUUAGCAAGAUGGCACUGGAAGUACCCGAUCAGCCUGAGAAUGUGCCAUUCACCACUAAAAAGUAAGACGCAAGUCUACACUUCAGACCAUGGCAUAAGAAAAGCCAUUCGAAGGAGAAGAUGACGUCCUUUGACGCGAUCCAGCCGUUAAUAAAACAAAUGAAAGACAUUCAACAUUACAAUUUCAGUUAGUUAUCUAAUUUAGUGCAAUAAUACAACCUUUUUUUCGAUAUAUACAAUGGUCAGCUAUCAUGUUUCCCAUCCGCAAUUACAUUUCAUCUUACGCACUGAAAAGAGAAAUACUUUGCAUAAUUCAAUUGAGCCAUACUAGCUGCAAUAUAACUCAUUAUUACACGAUUGAUAAAUUA